AUGUCCGUCGGAAAAAUUGGUGAAUUUGAUGUACAUAGUAAAGAUUGGAAAUUAUACGUGGAACGUUUGGAACAGUAUUUUGUUGUAAAUGGUGUUAAAACAGAGUUACAAGUGCCUACUUUAAUUACGAUUAUGGGUGCGGAAAGCUAUGAAUUAUUAGUGAAUUUGUGUACACCGGGGAAACCUAAAAAUAAGACAUUUGAACAAAUAUCCGAGAUUAUAGAAAAACACCUACAACCGAAACCGAGUGAACUCGCUGAGAGGUACAAGUUUCGACAAAGAUCGCAGACAGGCAGUGAAACCAUCUCUGAGUACGUAGCUGUACUAAAGAGGAUGUCGAAGACUUGUGAGUUUGGCAGCUGGUUAGAAGAGAGUUUACGUGAUCAACUAGUCUGUGGUAUUAGCAGUGAAACUAUUAGACAAAGGUUAUUUGCUGAGAGUAAGCUCGAUUUUGCGAAGGCAUACAGAUUAGCAGUUAGUAUGGAAACGGCAGAAAAGGACGCGGCGACAGUUGAAGGUCAUAGUGCAAAGUCAUCGAGCGCGGGAACAGCUGAGUGUCAUAUGACGGCGGCACCGACGUGGCGGAGAGGCAAGGUGGCGGGGGAGCGACCGGCGCGAAACGCCAGCGGAGCGGUGCGGGAGACUGGUUCGCGGGGCGCGCAGGGGCGGCGCGGGGGCGCGGCUGCGGCGCCGGCGCAGCGCGACUGGGGCGACCGCGCAUGGCGCCAGCAGGCAUGCUGCCGGGCGUGCGGCGGAGCCCAUGACACGAUUGCUUGCAAGUUUGCGCGUUACGUAUGCCGGGCUUGUAACAAGCUGGGUCACCUACGACGGAUGUGCCCUAAUUUAAUGGACCAACACCGCAUCGGAGCGACGGGUGACGUCACCUCAGGAUCGGAACGGGAGUCUGAUGGAAGCGAAGAGUUCCAGAUAUUGUGAGGUGUUCGCGGAGG
Molecule: messenger RNA, 950 nt
Organism: Pectinophora gossypiella (pink bollworm)
Lineage: Eukaryota; Metazoa; Arthropoda; Insecta; Lepidoptera; Gelechiidae
Exons: 3
Coding region: 1-936 (311 amino acids)
Molecular function (GO): nucleic acid binding; zinc ion binding
Source: RefSeq, a predicted model, not a curated record